UAAUUUAGCGAAUACGUUCAUUUAUAAAUAAUUUCAGCGUGUAUUGAUAGGAGGGGGUACAUAACCAUGUGCUUCGACAAUUAGCAAACGUGAUAACGCGACUCCCUCCUAAAAGAAAUUUUAUUUUUCCCAGUACAUUUAUAUUGAGUCAGUACUAUCAUAUUUGCCUUACUUCAGUAUCGUACUUGUUCAAGUGAUAACAAGAAAUUUUUUAUUACUUUACGUUAAAGUAUUCUCAAAUUGUUAAAUAUGGCCCAAGAAUGGGGUUAUGGUAAAGAUAAUGGACCUGAAACAUGGCCACUCUUUUUCCCUGACGCAGCAGGUUCCCGUCAAUCACCAGUAGACGUAGAAACAUCAAAAGCAACUUCUGACGAUUCGUUGAAAAAUGAACCUUUGCGUUGGAAAUUUGCACCGGAGAACUGCUUGAGUAUAACAAACCCAGGGUACUGUUGGCGAAUAGAUGUUGACGGCGCUGGAUCUGAUUUGAGCGGAGGACCUUUGAGUAACAAGUACAAGUUAGAACAGUUUCAUUGCCACUGGGGAUGUGAUAAUGGUGAAGGUUCCGAGCACACUGUCGAUGGAAAAGCUUAUGCUGGAGAGCUUCACUUGGUUCAUUGGAAUUAUUAUAAAUAUCCUUCAUUCAAAGAAGCUUGCUCAAAGCCCGAUGGUUUAGCUGUGUUAGGUAUUCUUCUUGAGGUAGGAGAUGAAGAUCAUCCAGAAGUACAAAAGAUUUGCGAUCUAAUCCCGAAUAUCAUGUUCAAAGGACAAUCGACAAAAAUUACCACACCAAUCGACCCUGAAAAGUUCAUACCGGAAGAUACCAGUUAUUGGACCUAUUUAGGUUCCUUGACAACGCCGCCUUGUUUAGAAAGUGUUAUAUGGAUUUUAUUCAAGACGCCCAUUAAAAUUUCUGAAAAACAGUUGGAUAUUUUCCGUUCGUUGCGAGCUUGUCGGCCGGAUGCUCAGACGGAGCAAAUGAUGUUGCAAAACUAUCGUCCCCCAGUAUCGCUUGGUAAUCGUGUACUUCGUGAAUGUGGUUCAAAUUAGAACCCAUUUCUAGUCAACUGUCAAAAUUCUUCACGUAUUCUACACCGUGUGAUGUACAUUUAAGAUAGGCAUCACUUUGGGGAAAACAAAUCACCGCUGAAAUUAACGGAAGUGUGAGUUUCAUGCAACAGGGUACCUUUUAAGUUUUCAAAUUAAAUUUUUAAGUUUUUUUUCUCAAGUGUACAAUAAAGUAUUUUGUCUUUGCAUUCUAA
Planococcus citri (citrus mealybug) is the source of this 1259-nucleotide messenger RNA. It is a transcript of the gene CAH1, whose product is annotated as carbonic anhydrase 1. Lineage: Eukaryota; Metazoa; Arthropoda; Insecta; Hemiptera; Pseudococcidae. Bases 250 to 1047 code for a protein of 265 amino acids. The record is from RefSeq and is a predicted model, not a curated record. Gene Ontology annotation, molecular function: zinc ion binding; carbonate dehydratase activity. The transcript has 7 exons.